This is a messenger RNA of Mesorhabditis belari, 504 nucleotides long. Lineage: Eukaryota; Metazoa; Nematoda; Chromadorea; Rhabditida; Rhabditidae. The record is from the annotation of a GenBank genome assembly.
AUGGCCGUCGGUCUAGUCAUCACGAUUCUCCUUCUUUCUCAUCAAAUUUCUUCCUCGAUUCAACAAAGCGAUCAAUUGGAUCAAUUCACGAAUGAAAUCCAACAAGAACUCGUCGAGACUCGAGGAAACAUCCUCAAACUCCAGACGGAAAUCGCAAGAGAGCGGAACGAAACAAAGGACAAAGACGUCGAGAUGAGUCGAUUGACAGCAAAAAUGGCUCAAAUCGAGGAGAAUUUAAUGGGGAAAAACGCAAAGUUGGACGCUGAUUUGGUUGAUGGAAGGGAGAGCAAUCGAGAAUUGGAAAGGAAAAUCGCCGAGACGAAAAGGAAGAACGACGAUCUCGAAACCCAACUAAGAACGGAAGUGAGAGACGGAAAAGCCAAGAUUGGAGAGCUCGAAGGGAAAAUCACCGCGUUGCAGAGCAAGAACUCUGACCUCGAAACCCAAAUACAACUUGAACAGGAAAACAAAACGGCCGAAAUGGUGAAGUUGCAGGCAGAUUUA